This is a messenger RNA of Sphaeramia orbicularis (orbiculate cardinalfish), 2909 nucleotides long. RefSeq names its product family with sequence similarity 234 member B (gene fam234b). The record is from RefSeq and is a predicted model, not a curated record. Bases 16 to 2190 code for a protein of 724 amino acids. The transcript has 13 exons. NCBI's taxonomy places the organism in Eukaryota, Metazoa, Chordata, Actinopteri, Kurtiformes, Apogonidae.
ACUCCAGGUCCCAGAAUGCACUUGGGCAGGCGCAGAUCCAACCUGCAUGGUUUGUCCCCCUCGAGCCGCUCAUCACAUCCACGGACUGCAAAGAGCCCUCGCUUCGGAACCGUAAGAGGAGAAAUGGCUGCAGCUCUGUCCCGUGCCCUCAAACUGCCCGGGAAGAAGGGCUCAGAGCUGGGUGAGUACGACCCUCUGACCCAGGCAGACAGCGAAGAUGAGAGCGAAGAGGAUGACCUCGUACUUAGCUAUCCCCGAAAUGGCCUUGGUAGGGACAGCUGCCUCGGCCCAGGCUCCUCAAAGCUACGUGGUGGCAGAUCUGGAAGAUUUGUUGGUGCCGAAGACGAGGCGCAGGAGGAAGAUGAGGAUGAAGAGGAGGACGAAUGGAGAGAGCGGCUGCCCAGCAAAUGCAGGCAGGAUAGAGAUGACAUGAAAGGAAUGCAAUACUGGAGGGACUCAGGCAGGGACAGGACAGGGGAGGACAGAGGGGGAUCCGGGUCACUGGGGGGCUCUGGACUUGGGGUUCAUGGUCCUGAUGCUGAGGAAAAGAAGUUGAGAAUGAAGAAUGCUGUCCGGACUGCGUUUUUCCUCGUGCCUCUGGUCUGUGCCAUGUUGCUUGUGCUGCUGUGUGCGUUUCUGAUUCCAUGUCAGAAAGGAGAACUGGAAAAGAGGCCACAGUGGGAGAGAGCACUGGGAGAAGCAGGAGGUAUUACUCCUCCUGCUCUGGCAUUGUGGGAUAUUGAUGGGGAUUCAGUGGAUGAUGUGUUACUGGGUGUAACCGAAUGGCCCAAUGACACACAUCCCACACAAGGGAACAAAGGUUACAGUGCCAUGGCUCUGUCUGCUGUCAGUGGUCAGGUUCUGUGGAAGAAAAUCAUGCGGGAGUGGGUGAUGUACAUCCAGUGUGGUCUGCAGAAUGGUGUCCAGCAGUCACGUGUUUGUCUCCUCAUCAGCAAGUCUGUCCUCAUGGCCAUCAACGGCACUACAGGGAAAACUCUGUGGUUGGCCCAGCUCAAGAGCAUUGAAUCCCAGGUGGUGUUACUCCCAGACAUCCAGGGCGAUUCAGUCCCAGAUCUGCUGAUAUCCACCCUGCCUGCAGAUACGGCUAUGGACCUUUCCCUGACCUUGAUCUCUGGACAGACGGGGGCUCGGCUCGGACAUUCUGUGCCUUUUAACAUCUCUGGGCAAGGAAAGCUGAUUGGCCCGCUGCUGCAUGAGACACAACAAGGGGCAUAUUUCAUCCUGUUUGGUCUAGGUAACAUCAAGGCAAUCUCUCUGUGUGAUAUCUACGUGCGUGCCACUGGCAAAAUGCCUAUAAAUCAAGCGCUUAGAAGGAAGGAUCCAGUGUGGGAUGGACUCAAGGCUAAAACCAAUUCCUCCACCUUUAUACACAUUUUUGGAGGAGCUGAGGACGUUGUAUUCCUGCUCCCUCUUGUGGCUGGUUUUGACAACAACCACAACAGUCUGGACACUGUUUCCAACCUGAACUCCACUAGAAGCGACUGGGUUCUGGUGUACGGCUCCAGUAAGCUUUCAGUGCUCAGACAGAAGGACUUAAGGAAAGAAUGGACCUUCAAUUCAGCUGCCAUUCACAGUGAACCAGCCACUGGACACUUCAACAAUGACGGAAUCCUGGAUAUUUUCAUUCAGCAUUCAGAGAACGGUGUUAUGAAGGCGCAGAUCAUCGAUGGGGCUAACGGGCACCGCCUGUGGUCAGCGGAGUUUGUAUGUCCUCGUCUUGAUUUGGAAACUUCUGCCAUCUCCACCUCCAUGGGUCUGUCAGCCUUCCUGUUCUGGGCCAGUGAACCAAUCAGGCCUCAGAAUGUUACCAAGACAACGGUGCCACCAGGUGGUACUUCCCCAGAGCCACUCAUCAGAAGACUCUUCCUGCUGCACCCUACAUUUCCCACAAUCCUGCUGGAACUCACCAGUACCACAGACACAGCAGUCACCUCUGCAGUGAGUUACCAGGAGCAUCAGAAAGACGCCUCCUACAUCACCGUAUCUUCACGGCCUACAUCUGGUUCACAGCCCAGUGCCUGCAUAGUGAAGAGCAUGAGCCUCAGAGCUGCCAUCACCAAAGGACAAAUCGUCAGACUAAAUGAAACUAACAAAACUGAAAAACCUGUUAAACCAGGCACAUUUGAGGUCACCAAGUUCUUCAGGCGUCUGUCCUUCAAGCGUCAGUGAGGCUGACGCUGCUCCGAGGCAGGACCAAAACGGGAACUACAACUGAAGGGAAAAACACACUGCAGAUGACCCUGCACUAAAGAGACAUUGAGUACUCAUUUUACUGCUGUUUACAUCAGAUUUAGUUCAAAGUAUGAAUUUAAACUAUUUUACUGGAGAUUUCUGUUGUUUUUCUGUGAAAAAGUUUUUUGGAGCGAGGUUCUGUUGUUUGUUUUAUAUGAUAUGAAUACAAAGAAAUGACUUAUUUAAAUUAUUUAACACUCCUUUAACAGGGUAUUUAAUAUUUUGUUGAAUGUCUGUGAUUUUUUGGACGUGACGGCAGCAGAGUAAGUUUAUAAUCUGUUUUUGACAGUGAAGCACAAUAAUGUUGAUGAAAGAACAUGUACAGGCGUUUACAGUAUUCAUUAUUCAUACAUAUCUUCAAGGUCAGUAAGUUGUUAUUCACCAGAUUCGUACAUUCAUCACUAAUAAACAGCGGGUUGUGUAGUAUAGACAGCAUGUAAAUAUGUAAUAAUGUACAGUAUUUAUUGGUUUGCUUUUAGCAUUUUGAGAUUACUUGUUUGAUUUGUUAAUUUAUCCUGUUCUGUUGUCAUGUUUGUUUAACUGAUCAAUGUUAGUUUUCACUCAGAAUCUGCGGCUGCUAAAUGUACUGGAAUUUAAAUGUGAGCUGCAACUUCACAUAUGGUAAGAGAAACAAUGAAAAUCAGUUCUUACUGCAA